Debaryomyces tyrocola is the source of this 381-nucleotide messenger RNA. Lineage: Eukaryota; Fungi; Ascomycota; Pichiomycetes; Serinales; Debaryomycetaceae. The record is from the annotation of a GenBank genome assembly.
AUGUUUUUGGCAUUGUUGUUAAUCUGUCAAUGUCUUGAACUGACAGAAUUGGAGACAAUUCUUUUUGGUUUUGUUCUCUAUUUAAGAAAGGUACACUAUCGGCAUCAUACCUCGAGUCCUUCUCAGUUACUCAAACAUGAAUGCUUGUGCUCCAAUAUAACAACUUUUGAACCAACUGUGACGAAAUCUGUCUUAAGCUCAUUUAUUUGGGUUCCCAAGCCAGACAUUUUUUUCUCUGAGCUUUCAAAUUUGUUUUCGAAGCUCUUCUACAUUGAACUUAUUUCUGCCUAUAUAGUAUUCAUUUCCGUAGUAAACCAUUCUGGAGCCUCGUUUUUUCUUGCAUCCAUUACACCGGAUUUUAUGACAUCUGUGCCCAUCUGA